AUGUUUUACUAUGUGAUUAUUCUCCCUGUAGCUCUCUUUUUCGUGGCUUACAAAUUCAUAUUCUCACCCAAAAACCAACGUUUCAACCUCCCUCCUUCUCCGCCUUACGCUCUCCCCAUCCUCGGUCACCACCUCCUCAUCAAACCGCCGGUUCACCGUCUAUUCCACCGCCUCUCAAAGACCUACGGCCCAAUCUUCUCCCUCCGAGUUGGCUACCGCCGCACCGUCGUGAUCUCCUCCUCCUCACUCGCGUCAGAAUGCUUCACGGGCCAAAACGACGUCCUUGUCUCAAACCGGCCUUGUUUCCUAACCGCAAAAUACGUUGCGUACAACUACACAACCGUAGGCACCGCUCCUUACGGCGAUCACUGGCGUAACCUCCGCCGUGUCUGCUCCCUAGAAAUCCUCUCCUCGAACCGUCUCACCAACUUCCUCUAUAUACGUAAAGACGAAAUACGCCGCAUGCUCACGAGACUCUCACGUGAGGUCAACAAAGAGAUCGAGCUAGAGCCGCUCUUGUCUGACCUAACGUUCAACAACAUCGUGAGGAUGGUCACGGGCAAGAGAUAUUACGGAGACGAAGUCCAUAAUGAGGAAGAAGCGAAUCUUUUCAAGAAACUUGUCGCCGAUGUUAACGACUGUAGCGGCGCGAGGCACCCUGGAGAUUACUUACAAUUCUUGAAAGUAUUGGGAGGGAGCUUUGAGAAGAAAGUGAAAGCUGUUGGAGAAGCCAUGGAUGAGAUCUUGCAGCGGUUGCUUGAUGAGUGCAGAAGAGACAAAGACGGUAACACCAUGGUUAACCAUUUGCUCUCUCUUCAAGAACAAGAGCCAGACUAUUACACCGACGUCACUAUCAAAGGCUUGAUGCUUGGCAUGAUGAUCGCCGGAACAGAUACCUCUGCCGUAACCCUAGAAUGGGCGAUGGCGUGUUUGCUAAACCAUCCAGAGUCACUGGAAAAGGCAAAACAAGAGAUCGACGAGAAAAUUGGACAAGAACGUUUGAUCGACGAACCAGACCUAGCAAACUUGCCUUACCUUCAGAACAUACUGUCCGAAACAUUCCGGCUAUACCCUGCUGCGCCGCUCUUAGUGCCAAGAUCGACGACAGAGGAUAUCAAAGUCGGAGGGUACGACGUUCCACGUGGAACGAUGGUGAUGGUGAACGCGUGGGCUAUACACAGAGAUCCAAGUCUCUGGAACGAACCAGAGAAGUUCAAACCGGAACGGUUUAACAUCGGAGAAGGAGGAGAAGACGUUCAUAAGCUAAUGCCAUUUGGCAAUGGACGGAGAGCGUGUCCAGGCGUCGGUUUAGGGCAGAGGAUCGUGACGUUGGCGUUAGGAUCGUUGAUACAGUGCUUUGACUGGGAAAAAGUCAAUGGUGAGAUGGUCGACAUGACGGAGACUCCGGGGAUGGCGAUGCGUAAGAAAGAACCUUUAUGGGCCUUGUGUAGUUCUCGGCCCAUUAUGAAUAAAUUUCAGGCCCACUCAUAA
Brassica oleracea var. oleracea is the source of this 1491-nucleotide messenger RNA. RefSeq names its product cytochrome P450 81F1-like. The record is from RefSeq and is a predicted model, not a curated record. The transcript has 2 exons. Gene Ontology annotation, molecular function: oxidoreductase activity, acting on paired donors, with incorporation or reduction of molecular oxygen; iron ion binding; monooxygenase activity. Bases 1 to 1491 code for a protein of 496 amino acids. Lineage: Eukaryota; Viridiplantae; Streptophyta; Magnoliopsida; Brassicales; Brassicaceae.